Messenger RNA from Cuscuta europaea, 1847 nucleotides. The record is from the annotation of a GenBank genome assembly. Lineage: Eukaryota; Viridiplantae; Streptophyta; Magnoliopsida; Solanales; Convolvulaceae.
UCUAGAAAAAAACUAAUAAAGGAGUAUGAAAGGAGGAUAAUAUUUUUAAGAGUUAAAGAAUUUCUGAAGCCGCAACUAUUAAGCCGAUUAUGACUGAUGCACCAACUCCAGAGUACGCAACAGCAUCAACGUGGACACGAUCUCAGCUCCAUAGUUAUUAAGACACAACUGAGAUGAGCAGACAGUCUCCACCGCGAACACGAUCUCAACUCCACCGCGCACCGCCGGAAUCCUCUAUCACAGCAAGUCUGCCGGCAGUCAGACCUACUACUAGAUCCAUGUCCUUGAAACGCAAGUAUGAAGUUGCUCAACCCUCUACUGUCAAGAGGAAAGCUGAACCGGUCACUUCUAUCGAUUCAAAGGCUCCACGCUCAAGAGGAGCUCAAAAUCAGAUGAAGAAACCAUCGCCCCUUCAUAGCGCUUCUACUGAUGUUAACAUUAAGUCACAGAAUAGUGGUGGCAGACGUGACAAUCAACACUCAAACUUCCUCUGCGGUAUUUGCUUCAACUACAAACCACUCUAUGAUAUGUUUAAAAAUGACAAGUGUAACCACGCCUUCUGUUUUGCAUGCAUGGCAAAGCACGUGACCUCCCAAAUAAAUCAAAACUUUGUGAAGGUCACCUGUCCACACCCUAAUUGUUCCUUGGAACAAACCCCCAUAUCUGUGUUCCUCAUUUUUGUCAAGAAAGUGAUUGAAUUGGGGACAGCUCUAUGUGAGUCAACAAAUUCCGUGAAGCACAAGUAUGAAGUCGGUCAACCUUCUACUGUCAAGAGGAGAACUCAACCAAUAGCUUCUAUCGAUGCAAAGGCUCCAAACUCAGGAGCUCAAAAUCAGAUGAAGAAACAAUCACCCCUUCAUGGUGCGUCUGCUGAUGUUAACAUUAAGUCACAGAACAUUGGUGGCAGCCACUCAAACUUCCUCUGCGGUAUUUGUUUUGACUACAAGCCACUCUCUGAUAUGUUUAAAAAUGACAAGUGUGACCACGCCUUCUGUUCUGCAUGCAUGGCAAAGUACGUGACAUCCCAAAUAAACCAAAACAUCGUGAAAGUCACCUGUCCACACCCUAAUUGUUACUUCGAACAGAACCCUCAAUCUUUGCACCCUAUUUUGCCGCGGAAAGUGAUUGAAAAGUGGGACACAGCUAUAUGCGAGUCAACGGUUUCGGCAUCUCAUAAGACUUACUGCCCCUUUAAGGACUGUUCAGUUUUGUUGGUCAAAGACAGGGGAGAAGUUGUGACCCGCUGUGAGUGCCCCUCUUGUCAUAGGCUGUUUUGUGCGCAGUGUAGGGUUCCUUGGCAUGCAAGGGUGACCAGCUGUGAGGAAUUCCAAAGGAUGAAGAAAAGGAGUUAUGUUGAUCAAGAUCUGGAUAAAAAGUUCUUUAAGUUGGCCAAGGAUGAAAAUUGGCGAAAAUGUCCCUAUUGCAAUAUGUUUGUGCAGAGAGAUGGCGGAUGUGAACACAUUGCUUGCAGGUGUGGAGGUGACUUCUGCUAUUAUUGUGGGAAGAAUUGGGCGUUUGGACAUAUGUGUAAGAACUGAGAAGCGUCAGGGGAGACACAACGGAGAUUUGAGUUUCAAUAUUGGCAUCAGUUGUGUUUUAUUGUGUAUUUUUGUCCAUGUCUAUUAGGUUAUUAGGUUACUUUAAUGCCUUGUUUUCAACUAUGAAUUUCUUGUCAAUGUUUGUGCUUCACAUCAUUUUUGUUGUGUGACACGGCAUCAUACUAUGGGUGCAGCUAGGGCCUUUAUUAUUAGUACCAGACUCAUAAUUAAAAAGAAAUAUUUUAUAUGUGAAAGAAAUGGUGUAAAGAAGCCAUAUAUGGAUUACUAGAGCCAAGAACUUAGGCACAA